ACCGUGCGCAUUAAUCCCGGCGCCGUGGGCUUUUUCCGCGUGUGCUACCAUCCCACCAUGCUGCCGCCCAUCCUCACCGCGCUCUCCAAACACCAAAUUCCGGAGCGCGAUCGUCUGAACCUGCUGGAUGAUCAUUUUGCGUUGAUAUUUAUGGAGGAGGGGGACGAGUGCAUACGUAAUACGGUUGAAUGCCACUACAUGGCACUAAAGAAGAAGCCUUUCUAA
Messenger RNA from Dibothriocephalus latus, 225 nucleotides. The record is from the annotation of a GenBank genome assembly. NCBI's taxonomy places the organism in Eukaryota, Metazoa, Platyhelminthes, Cestoda, Diphyllobothriidea, Diphyllobothriidae.